AUGUCAAAUAGAAACCGCGGCCACCCUCAUCCUCCUCCGCCACCUCACGCCGCCAUAUCUCCCCCGAUCCGCGAUCCAAUCUUUUCCAUGCGAGGCGGAGGAGGAGGCCAUCCUCCACAUCCAUCCCUCUUAGAAGAUUUCCGUGAAUCUCAAUUAGGGCUAGGCCACCGUCCCCCUCUUCACCUCCACCCCGCCGCCGUCAUCGAGGAGCGUCUUGCAGUGCAGCAUGGAGAGAUUCAGGGUCUAUUAGGUGACAAUCAAAGAUUCGCUGCCACACACGUGGCUCUGAAACAGGAGCUGGAGGCUGCUCAGCAUGAGCUGCAGAGGAUGGCGCAUUUUAAGGAUUCUCUUAGGGCUGAUACUGAGGUGAGGAUGAGGGAGUUGUAUGAGAGGGCGGGUCAGUUGGAAGCAGAGCUCCGUGGCGCUGAGGCGGCUAGGGCGGAGCUUCAACAGAUUCAUGGGGAUAUUAAGGAGCUUACUGCUGUUAGACAGGAUUUGUCUGGACAGGUGCAGGCUAUGUCGCAGGAUUUGGCGAAGAUGACUGCUGAUUUGAAAAGGAUGCCGGCUUUGAGGGCCGAUGUCGAUGCUAUGAAACAAGAACUGCAAUGUGCAAGAGCUGCCAUUGAGUAUGAGAAGAAAGGAUUCACGGAAAACUAUGAACAUGGUCAAGUGAUGGAGAAGAAAUUAAUUUCCAUGGCUCGGGAGAUGGAGAAGCUCCGUGCCGAGAUUGCAAAUGCAGAGAAAAGAACACGUGCUGCUGUUGCUGUCACUGCCGCUGGGAAUCCAGGUCCAGGGUAUAAUGCAAAUUAUGGAAAUGCUGAGCCCGGAUAUGCUGGAAAUCCUUACCCGUCCUAUUAUGGCAUGAACCAGGUACAGCCUGGCGUGGAGAAUUUUCAACAGUAUGCACCUGGACCUGGACCUGCUGCUUGGAGUGCAUAUGAGAUGCAGCGAGCUCAGGGACAUCGAUAG
Lathyrus sativus (Indian pea) is the source of this 969-nucleotide messenger RNA. Lineage: Eukaryota; Viridiplantae; Streptophyta; Magnoliopsida; Fabales; Fabaceae. The record is from the annotation of a GenBank genome assembly.